Molecule: messenger RNA, 355 nt
Organism: Staurois parvus
Lineage: Eukaryota; Metazoa; Chordata; Amphibia; Anura; Ranidae
Source: the annotation of a GenBank genome assembly
UGAAUGCAGGGGCACUCCGGGGAGACCAGAUAUAGUGAAUGCAGGGUCCUGGGAGACCGGAUAUAGUGAAUGCAGGGUCCUGGGAGACCAGAUAUAAUGAAUGCAGGGUCCGGGGGAACCAGGACAUAGUGAAUGCAGGGUCCGGGGAGACCAGACUUAGUGAAUGCAGGGUCCGGGGAGACCAGAUAUAGUGAAUGCAGGGUCCUGGGUUUAGUAACAGUUUAAGAUCACCUGAGCCAGAUGCAGUCACUGUAGGGGUAUUCAGUCUGCCCAAAUAUAAUAGGGUGCCAACUGGCAUGGAUGGAGCGGCUUGAGCUGUAUAUGGCGGCCCUCAGACCUGGAUUAAUAAUUGCAG